AACUAAUUUCAUAGGUCACGUACCGGUACCAAGACUCUCAACGAGGCUCUUGCUAUCCUUCUCGAUGGCCCCGUUCACGACUCGGGGAUCCAGUCCCUUGGAGGCCCCGUUGAUCAGAUAAAAGCCUGGCUCGAUAUCAUGGAGCUUGCCCCAAAGGCCCGGACGUUCUCGGAACAGAAGAAACUCGAUUGGCUCAUCUCAGAAGUGCUCGACGGCUACGUUGCAACCAUGGAUUGCCCCGCUGCUACCCUCACGCCGGAGAUCAUGCGAGUCUACCCCGAUGCCAUCGUAAUAGCCACCACAAGAGACCAGGCCUCCUGGUGGAGGAGCAUGAAUUAUUUAAACAGUCUUAUGGGGACGUGGUAUCUUCCCCUGGUGGUCUUAUGGCUACAUAAGACGCAAGUUUACGGCGUAUGGCGCGAACGAUUCCACCAAAUAAUGCUGUGGCGCUAUAACCAGGAGAAGAUUGAAGAGGAUACGCUUCGCAAGCACGAGGAACAUCUGAGACAGGUCGUACCUCCCGAGAAGCUGUUCUUUUAUGAAGUCAGUCAGGGAUGGGAACCAUUAUGCAAGAUAUUGAACCUUCCCAUCCCAGGCCGUCCGUUCCCACACAACAACAGCAAAGGCGAUGCCGCACAAACUUUCCGAGACCAUAUCAUAGCAGGAAUACUGUCGUGGAUGUUCGUACUUAUACUAUUUAGUAUGGUUAUUUGGGUUGUUAGGUCUUGGAUCCUUCAACGAUUCUUUUGAUGAGCAUAAACCGGCUAGAAACCAAAUUUGAUGGAUAAUAAUGUACUACGUAGUCAAUGCAACAACGUCUAAUUGAAAUACCUACCUUAGGUACUUGCUUACCUCGGUAGAUAAUACCACAUUGUCAGUCUUGGUAUGCAAGAUAUUAGGGCGCUGAAUUUUUGAUCCAAGUUCCGAUGCCCUGUCACUAUGCCGCAUAGGUAUUAACUGAACGAAGUGUUAGUAAGAAAGUGACACCAUUACCAAUA
This is a messenger RNA of Hypoxylon fragiforme, 998 nucleotides long. RefSeq lists its product as uncharacterized. NCBI's taxonomy places the organism in Eukaryota, Fungi, Ascomycota, Sordariomycetes, Xylariales, Hypoxylaceae. The coding region runs from base 139 to 750 and encodes 203 amino acids. The record is from RefSeq and is a predicted model, not a curated record. The transcript has a single exon.